Messenger RNA from Didymodactylos carnosus, 1110 nucleotides. The record is from the annotation of a GenBank genome assembly. Lineage: Eukaryota; Metazoa; Rotifera; Eurotatoria; Philodinida; Philodinidae.
AUGUUAAAGCGUGUGAAAAACUACGAAGAAUUCGCUCAAUUAGCGUUAGGGAUAACCUGGGAGCGACGAAUUUCUACGUUGACUUCUCGAGAUCCAAGUGAUACAGCAAAAAAAUUACUUAAGUCAUCGAAUUUCGGCAGCUUCUUGAAAUUAGCCAUCAACGAAACAAUGACAGUAGUAGCACCUCGAUGCCUGUUGGGUGUUUUAGAGCGAUGUAAUAAUUAUAUUGAAAGAUGUCAGCAACGACUACUUUUACGUAUGAGUGCAUUGAAAACUGGUCUGAAUAUACUGCUGAGUGUUCGAGAUUCGAUAGUGGAAGAAUUUUCUAAUCUGACGAGCUAUCAUAAAUUGGAUUCUAUGCUACUAUUAAACAAAACCAAACAAAUAGUUACAACGAAAAUAUUAACCGAAUAUAAUAGUGUAGCAAUAUCAAUAAUUAACGAUAUCAAACCUGCUCUGCAGUUCUCUCCUAUUCCAAGCUAUAUUUUACUUUGUGAAGGGGAUCUCAGCGAUAUGCGGAUACGUCAUAUGAAAGCUUUGAAUGAGAAUAUAGAAUUUUGUGUGGAUAAAAAUCACAGAAAAUUGGAUGAAGAUCUACGUACUGUUACGGACAAAAUAUCUUUAAAAAUUGAAAAAGCUCUGCUACGUCUAGCUGAGCUUCCGGAUAUUUCGAACAACAAAAACGCCCAUGAUGUAUAUGGUAAGAAACACUUUAAUACUAAAGAAGAGAAAAAACAUUACUCGACAACGUUGGAUCAUUGGUCGCACAGAUUUUUUGAUGUUGAUAUGCUAAUAAAAACGAAAGGAACAAGCAUCACAUUAAAAUCAGAAUUAAAUUCAAUGUGUGACAAAGUAAUAGCAUCAACAAACUAUGUGUUAGAAAGUCAAUAUAAUGAUCAUUUCCAGCAACUAAAUCAAACAAUAACAAGUAUUUUAAGAAAUAUACAGACGUCCAUAAACUAUAUUAAACGACAAAGUAAUAUUAAAAAGAUAGAAAAUGAUCUUAAAAUUAUAUCAGCUGAAUGUCUGGGUUACUUAGGAGAAGUUAAUGAUUAUAGUAUGAUAAUUAAACAAUAUUUCCAGCAUACUGAAUCAGCUUCAACGCUUUAA